AUGCUGAUUUCUGGUGAUCCAGCAGCUGGAGGGACUUCAUCUUCCCCAAUUACACUCAAGUUCGUGGAUGUCUCGUACAGCGUGAAGCUGCAUGGCGGCGGCGCGAAAUCCUCACCUCCAGCAGACAUCGAGAGCCCGCCGGAGAUCCGCCACCGGUCACGCGCCAUCCUGAGCGGCAUCACCGGCUGGGCGUCCCCUGGCCGGAUCCUGGCCGUGCUGGGACCCUCCGGCAGCGGCAAGUCGACCCUCCUCAACGCACUCGCCGGCCGCAUCCAACGCGGCGUUUCCGGGACGGUCCUCUACAACGGCCGGCCCGGCCCCACGCGCCACGUCCUCCGGCGGACUGGUUUCGUGGCCCAGGACGACGCCCUGCACCCCCACCUCACCGUCCGGGAGACGCUUGUCUUCUGCGCGCGGCUGAGGCUCCCGGCGCGGCGGGCCUCCCCGGGGGAAGAGUCGGCGGCGGAGGCCGCCGAGCGGGUGAUGUCGGAGCUCGGCUUGACCAAGUGUGGUGACACGGCCGUCGGGGGUGUGUCGGGUGGGGAGAGGAGGCGCGUGAGCAUCGCGCGCGAGAUGCUGGUGGACCCGAGCCUUCUGGUUCUGGACGAGCCGACGUCAGGGCUUGACGCGACGGCGGCUUACCGGCUUGUGGCGGCGGUUUCGGCGGCGGCGAAAGCGGGGAGGGGGAGGACGGUGGUGAUGUCGGUGCACCAGCCGUCGAGUCGGGUGCACCGGAUGUUCGACGACCUGCUGGUGCUGUCGGAGGGUCGGAGCAUAUAUUUCGGGACGGGGUCGGAGGCGAUGGCGUAUUUCGAGAGUGUGGGGUACGCGCCGGGAUUCGCCAUGAAUCCGGCUGAUUUUCUGCUUGAUCUGGCUAAUGGUAUGUACUCAUCUUUAUCUUUUAGUUUGGCGCUUUUUUUUUCGUAUAAUUAA
This is a messenger RNA of Striga hermonthica, 933 nucleotides long. Lineage: Eukaryota; Viridiplantae; Streptophyta; Magnoliopsida; Lamiales; Orobanchaceae. The record is from the annotation of a GenBank genome assembly.